UCUUUUUUUCACUCACACACUUAUACAGACUCGAGCAAAGACAGCGUUUAGCCCGACAGCGAACCAAGUCUUCCGCCAGCUCCAGCGGCCAGCACUGCGGGCAGGAGCCCAGGACAGGAGCGCCUCUCGCGGCCUCGGGCUCCGCGGUUGGCAGGAAUCGCGGGAGGAGGAGAAGCGGAGGAAACAAGGGACACGAGUGAAAAGAUUACUGCCUCCCUCUCUCUCUCUUUGCCUGAGAAAUGACACUGCGCCUUUAAAUCGCAUUUCUUCACUCUCAUUUGCUCCGUUCCUCCUGCCGUUGUGUUUUUAUAUUCUUUUUCUUUCUCUUCUUACCUCUCUCGCGUUAAAUGUGAGUGGGAAAAGAGGGGCAGUGGGGGCGGGGGACACAUUCAGGGAGAAACGAGAGGAGAGAGAGAAGAGAGAUGGGCAAAUCCAACAGCAAACUCAAGCCUGAGGUGGUGGAGGAAUUGACCAGAAAAACCUACUUCACUGAAAAAGAAGUACAGCAGUGGUAUAAGGGCUUUAUUAAAGAUUGCCCCAGUGGACAGCUGGACUCAGCUGGCUUUCAGAAAAUCUACAAGCAGUUCUUCCCCUUCGGUGACCCCACCAAGUUUGCUACGUUCGUCUUCAAUGUCUUUGAUGAGAACAAGGAUGGACGUAUUGAGUUCUCAGAGUUCAUACAGGCUUUGUCUGUUACCUCCAGAGGAACACUGGAUGAGAAACUCAGAUGGGCCUUUAAACUUUAUGAUCUUGACAAUGACGGCUACAUAACUCGAGAUGAGAUGCUAAACAUUGUGGAUGCUAUCUAUCAAAUGGUGGGGAACACAGUGGAGCUACCAGAGGAAGAAAACACACCAGAGAAAAGGGUGGACCGUAUCUUCGCUAUGAUGGACAAGAACGCAGAUGGGAUGCUUACACUGCAGGAGUUCCAAGAAGGCUCCAAGGCAGAUCCGUCUAUUGUUCAAGCACUGUCACUCUAUGAUGGCCUUGUGUAGUACAGCUCACAGUCAUCAAGACAGUCCAUUUUUGCCAUCCUGCUUUUCUGUGUGGGAGGGAAACCGAUGUGUCCCUUGCUUUUCCAUGCUUGCUUGGACUAGGCACUGCACUGGUGUGUUAUGGGAAUCAUUUGUGGAAAGGCACCACUCAACUACUCAUUUCGAUAGGGAAAAAGGGGAAACAACAGGUCAAGAUGAUAACAUGAAUUCCUCCAUCUUCUGCAGAAGUGUUUUGAAGUGGGUUGUUUUUUGAACUCUAGCAAAUCCAUUGAACUGAAUGAAUUUCCUUUGAAGGAGAGAGCAGAACACGUACACGAGAGCAGUUACUGAACUGUUUGCCUUCUGUAAAUGCAGUGCACAUGUAUAAAAAUCUGGAUACUACUGAAUACCAGUGGACCUGCCUGGUUGUGAUUUUGUUCAGUGAUGCAAAAUGAGUUGCACUCUGUGGAGCCUUCAAACAGUCAGACAAGCCACAGCAUCGCACAUAUGCCAUAAUACGACAGCCUCUCCAUGCAAAUACACCAAUUAUGUUUAGGUGAUGAACUAUUGGAAUAAGUGUUGUGGACAAAAAAAUUCAAUGGUAUUGAAGCCUGUAAAUGACUGGAACUGGCAAGCCAGUCUUUCUGAAGGUGUUAAGAAGUGAUGUUAUACUAUAUUUACUUUCAAGUAUGCAGAAAAGCAUCCGGUAUUUAUUUAUUUGCCUAUUUAUUUCAUUGUUUUGAGCUGUUUUAAGGCAUUUCAUUGCACAGUGAUAUAUCACUGAUAUAUUUUGUGGUGUAAAAUACGACGGUUCUGUGAUGCUAUUGUGAUCAUAUUGGCCCGUGUGUUUUGCAUUUAAUUAACACUGGUGGGGCAAAUCGGGUCCCUUUCUGCAGGCUUGCUCUAAUCCUUAGCUAAUGAACCACUUCAGAAGUUUUCUUUGUACUACAGCACAGUAUUUGCCUAUACAGCCCGUUGUACAGCAUGAAACCCCGAAGUGUUGUAUGCUUGAAUUGUUCAAGUUUCUGUUAACGUGACAUAUUAGGAAAUAAUUUGAUUCUCAUUACUUGGUGCUCAUACCUCACAUUACAUUUGUCUUUUUUAAUCUGAUAUCCCCAGUUUGUAAAAAUAAAAACAAUGUUGAAGGUAUUUUCCAGUAGCCUAAAAAAAACUUCAUCUCAACUCACUGUGGGAGAAUGACUUGGAUUUCUGCUUUUGCUAUGUAAGAACUCACUACUGGCACUUGUAUUGCUAUCACAGUCGCUUAGGUAAUGGCAAGAUUGUGCAUACAAUCACAUUGCACCUUUUGUAGUGGUAUGUGUUUACUGAGGUUCCUCAAUAAAUCAAACCACCACUCA
This is a messenger RNA of Colossoma macropomum (tambaqui), 2332 nucleotides long. RefSeq names its product neuronal calcium sensor 1a (gene ncs1a). The transcript has 8 exons. The record is from RefSeq and is a predicted model, not a curated record. Gene Ontology annotation, molecular function: calcium sensitive guanylate cyclase activator activity; calcium ion binding. Bases 423 to 995 code for a protein of 190 amino acids. NCBI's taxonomy places the organism in Eukaryota, Metazoa, Chordata, Actinopteri, Characiformes, Serrasalmidae.